CUUUUUAUUACUCUUCGCCCCUACCCUGAACCAAUUUCACCGAGCCCUUUCACUUGAGUCUGAGCACCCUUCUUUCCAUUGUUUGCGUUCACUUCUUUUGAUCUUCUUUAAAUUUCCUUGUCAAAAGCAAAAAGAAAAAAAAAUGGCCUGGGCUCUGGUAGGUGGAGCUUUUCUCUCUGCUUCCCUCCAAGUUAUUUUCGACAGGUUGGCUUCUCGUCAGUUCUUGGACUUCAUUAGAGGAACGACAUUCGAAGAUGGUCUUCUUAAGAAACUGAAGCCAACGCUCAUGUCAGUUAAUGUAGUGCUGGGUGAUGCUGAAAAUAAGCAGAUUACCAACCCAUAUGUCAGGAGCUGGAUCGAUGAGCUCAAAGAUGUUGUUUAUGAUGCGGAGGACCUCCUCGAUAAGAUCGAUGGAAGUCACUUUUCUUCUUCUCCCAGUCCCAAUCCUUUUGAAGAGGGGAUAGAGUCAAAGCUGAACGAUAUCAUUGGGAGACUGGACUAUCUAGUCAAUCAAAAAGAUAUCCACGGUUUGAAAGAAAGUUGCGGAGGAGAAAAGGCAUUCCAAAGAUCACCUGCAACUUCUUUGGUGGAUGAGUCUGGUGUUUAUGGCAGAGAUGAUGAAAAAGAAAAAAUAAUAAAGUUGUUGAUCCCAGAAAAUCCAACUAAAAAUCGGAUAGAUGUGAUUCCAAUUGUGGGUAUGGGCGGGGUUGGUAAAACCACCCUGGCACAAUUGAUCUACAAUGACAAGAGAGUGAAGAAAUCAUUUGAUCUCCGAGCUUGGGUGUGUGUUUCAGACGAAUUUGAUGCUGUCAGGGUAACCAAAACUAUUCUUGAAGAAAUCACUUGUAGCUGUGAUGGUAGUCAGAACUUAAAUCAGCUUCAACUGAAACUAAAGGAGAAGCUGUUGGGAAAGAAGUUUCUAUUUGUAUUGGACGAUGUUUGGAACGAGAAAUAUGAAGACUGGGAAGAGCUGAGAAGACCUUUCACUUCUGGGGCAAAAACCAGCAAAAUUAUCGUAACAACACGUAGUGAAAGUGUUGCAGACAUUGUGAGGAAUGUUCAAACUAAUCCUCUUGAUAAAUUAUCUGAUGAUUAUUGUUGGAAGUUACUUGCAAAACAUGCAUUUGUUGAUGGAAGCCCAAGCAUGCAUCCAGAUCUGGAGGUAAUCGGUGAAGCCAUUGCCAAAAGAUGCAAAGGCCUCCCUCUAGCAGCAAAAGCACUUGGAGGUCUUCUGCGUUAUAAAGAAGCUGAUGAAUGGAAGGAAAUAUUACAGAGUGAUUUGUGGAACAAACUAGAAGAGGAAGGUACUACUAUUCCUUCAUCUUUAAAAUUAAGUUAUUAUUAUCUUCCUUCACAGUUGAAGCGCUGCUUUGCAUAUUGUUCUAUUUUUCCUAAAGAUUAUGAAUUCAAAAAGGAAGAACUCAUUCUACUAUGGAUGGCUGAAGGUCUUUUGCAAAUUUCCAAAAAAUAUGGCAACGCAGAAGGUAACAAAUGCUUCAAAGAUUUAGCAAUCAGGUCAUUUUUCCAACAAUCAAAGGAAAAAUCUUGCUUUGUCAUGCAUGACCUAAUUAGUGACUUAGCUAAAUCUAUAUCUGGAGAAUUUUUUUGCGGAUUGGUAGGUAGUGGUGGUGGUUCUUGUGAAAUAACUGAAAAGACUCGUCAUUUGUCCUAUAUCCCAGAAAGAUAUGAUAUGAGUGGGAAAUUUAAGACAUUAUCGAGAGCAAAAAGUUUGCGAACAUUCCUUUCCAUUAACCCACCUGCAUCGGAUUGUUAUGUUACCAGCCAACUGCUUGAUUUGAUAACAAAUUGUAGAUGCUUGCGGAUGCGUAGACCUUGUUAA
Durio zibethinus is the source of this 1840-nucleotide messenger RNA. Lineage: Eukaryota; Viridiplantae; Streptophyta; Magnoliopsida; Malvales; Malvaceae. The record is from RefSeq and is a predicted model, not a curated record.